GGGAAGAUGAACAGCCCAGUGAGCUGGUGAAGGUAUGGUCCAGCGCUGAUGGCACACUCUGAGCUGUUUGUGACGAGAGCGCCCCCUGUGGACGUUAGAACCGCGGAGCUGAGUGCCCUGAGCUUCCUGGACUCGUUCGGGGACGACAACAGCACCGCCGAGAGAUGCUACCGCUCACACUCCCGCAGCAGCGUCCUCCAGGGCUUGCCGUUUGGAGGGGUUCCCACGGUCCUCGCCAUCAACGUGGUGCUCUGGAUGUUCCUGUUGCUCAUCUUCUCCUGUCUGAGGAAGGCUGCAUGGGACUAUGGCCGCCUGGCUCUGCUGAUGGAGAAUGACAGUCUCACAUCCCUCUUUUAUGGAGAACCAAGCGAGAAAGAGAAAUCUCCAUCAGAGUCCAGCCCCUCCGACUCUGAGACCAAGGACAUGGGCUUCUGCUCGUGGCUCUCAUCACUUUACCAUAUGAAGGAUGAAGAGAUCCGUAGCAAAUGUGGCAUCGACGCCGUCACGUACCUGUCCUUCCAGCGCCACAUCAUCCUGCUCAUGACCGUGGUUUGCCUGCUGUCUUUGGCCGUAAUCCUGCCGGUCAACUUUUCCGGGAACCUCCAGGGAGACAGUCCUGAGAACUUCGGAAGAACAACGCUGGCUAAUGUUAGCGCAAAGGACAGCUUCCUGUGGCUCCACAGCAUCUUGGCUCUGGUCUACUUCAUCAUCACGCUGCUGUGUAUGGCUCACCACUCCAUACAACUGGAGUACAGAGAGGACGAGAAGGUAGCCAGGACACUGAUGAUUACCUGCAUACCAAGAGAGAUCUCUGACCCAGGACUCAUCACCAAACACUUCCAUGAGGCCUACCCCAGCUGUACCGUCACGGAUAUCCGUUUCUGCUUUGAUGUCCACAAGCUGAUGAGGCUGGACUUAGAGAGGCGCAAGGCAAUGAAAGGGAGGCUGUAUUUUGCCACAAAGGCCCAAAAGGAGGGAAAGAUUGUGAUCAAGACCCAUCCAUGUGCUCAGAUAUUCUGCUGUGACAUCUGUGGCUUUGAAAAGGUGGAUGCAGAACAGUACUACAGCGAGUUGGAGGAAAAGCGAACAGAUGAGUUUAAUGCUGAGAAGAACCGCAUCACCAUGAAGAGGCUGGGCAUCGCCUUUGUGACUUUCCGUGAUGAGAGGAUGACUGCUGUCAUUGUGAAGGACUACAGUCGCGUGCACUGCCGUCGCAGACCCCAGCAGUCCAGCAUCACCACUGUGGUGCAGUCGCACAAAUGGGGGGUCAGCUACGCACCUGCACCCAGUGACAUCAUCUGGGAGAACCUGUCAGUGUGUGGAUCUCGCUGGUGGCUCCGCUGUGUCCUCCUCAACAUCCUCCUCUUCCUGCUGCUCUUCUUCCUCACCACUCCCGCCAUCAUCGUCAACACGAUGGACAAGUUCAACGUCACAAGGCCUGUGGAGAGUCUGCGGAGCCCAGUCAUUACCCAGUUCUUCCCGACCCUCCUGCUGUGGGCGUUUUCAGUGCUCCUGCCCUUCAUCGUCUACUACUCAGCCUUCUUUGAGUCCCACUGGACCAGGUCAGGUGAGAACCAGGUAACGAUGCACAAGUGCUUUUUGCUGCUGGUCUUCAUGGUCAUCCUCCUGCCCUCACUUGGUCUGUCCAGUUUGGACCUGUUCUUCACGUGGCUCUUUGAUGUCAACUUCCUGGAUGAGAAGGAUGUCAAAUUCCAGUGCGUGUUUCUUCCCGACAACGGUGCAUUCUUCGUGAACUACGUCAUUACAUCCAGUCUGAUUGGCACGUCUAUGGAGCUGCUUCGCAUCCCAGCGCUGACGGUGUAUGCCCUCCGCCUCUGCUUCGCCAAGUCCCAGGCGGAGCGCAUUCAUGUCAAACGGAGUCAGGCCUACGAGUUCCAGUUUGGCCUCGAGUACGCCUGGACCAUGUGUAUCUUUGCAGUCAGUAUGACCUACAGCAUCACAUGUCCCAUUAUUACACCCUUUGGUCUGCUCUACGUGAUCCUGAAGCACAUGGUUGACCGAUACAAUAUCUACUAUGCAUACGUCCCCACCAAACUCAACCAGCGCAUCCACCGGGCAGCCAUCAGUCAGGUCAUCGUGGCUCCCAUCCUCUGCAUGUUCUGGCUGCUCUUCUUCUCUGUGCUCAGAUUAGGUCCAGUGCAUCCCAUCACCCUCUUCACCUCAGUGUCCCUGCUCUCCUCUAUUGCCUUUUCCCUCUGCCGCUUGUGCCUUAGGAAGCAACCAGACAAGUCAACGAGCUACCAGAUGUCUGAUCAGCCAGCAGAGGGGACGUUCACUGAUGCAGACAGGAGCACUGUAACAUCCACCACUGCCUCCAGUCUGUUUGUGGCGUCCGUGCUGCUGGAGCCAGAGCUGGCUUUGACUCCCAUGCCCUCCCCGGCCCACCACAGCUACGGCGCCAUGGCCAGCUCCCAGAGUUCAGGCCACGGCCCGGUUGAGGAAGAGGAGAGCGAAGAAGACCACGCCCAGACCCAUGAGACUGAGCUCCAAGACCCCCCAGACAGCUACUGCGCCAGCCCACUCAUGGACAGCCCUGUGAGCUACCAGUAA
Molecule: messenger RNA, 2571 nt
Organism: Chelmon rostratus (copperband butterflyfish)
Lineage: Eukaryota; Metazoa; Chordata; Actinopteri; Chaetodontiformes; Chaetodontidae
Gene: tmem63c
Product: transmembrane protein 63C
Exons: 23
Coding region: 49-2571 (840 amino acids)
Cellular component (GO): plasma membrane
Molecular function (GO): calcium-activated cation channel activity
Source: RefSeq, a predicted model, not a curated record